Drosophila biarmipes is the source of this 2817-nucleotide messenger RNA. RefSeq names its product beta-1,4-glucuronyltransferase 1. NCBI's taxonomy places the organism in Eukaryota, Metazoa, Arthropoda, Insecta, Diptera, Drosophilidae. The record is from RefSeq and is a predicted model, not a curated record. Gene Ontology annotation, molecular function: glucuronosyltransferase activity. Bases 624 to 1742 code for a protein of 372 amino acids. The transcript is spliced from 6 exons.
UAUGAAAAAUUAAAACGAUUACCUUUCGCGUGCUGACUGUUGCAUGCAACGGAGGUGUUUGAGCAGUGUGUGAUACCGAUUUUUACUUAUUCUGUUUUUUUUCAAAACAAAAAUAUAACGUAAUAUAUACGUUUAAUACCUUUUAUAAAUAUUUGUCUGUUGUUAUUGGUUAAAUAAACAAUCAAUUACGGUGGCGUUAACCCGUUCCAACGGGGCGGCCAAAUAAUUCUUCCCUCUUCACGGAAGGAAGUAACUUAAUAUUUAAAAAAAAAAAAAAAAUUAAAACGUUUAUAAUUAUAUCGGAAUCAAGGUUGUGUUUUCCUGAUAAGUAACUGCUUUGUGAUACUCGUGCUGCUCGAACAAUGUGCCACAUAUCAAACUGGAGUUCGCUGAAAAUUGUUCUGGCCUUUCUCUCGGUCAAUAUAUUUUGGCUGCUGAAGGUUUAUCCUCCGGCAGGAGGAGAUGCUCCGCAGAGGUGUCCGCCUGCAGAGGCUACUCCUCGCAGUCCUGCAACGGCGGAGUGUCCCUAGCAUUCCGACAUUGCCUUUGCGCUGUUGCAGCCGCUGAACAAUCUGGAUGGUUUUGUGGCUCCCAAUAACUCUGCAUCGCUGGCCUUCGAGAACAUGGACCUGAGCUACGGGCGCUGGGACAAUCAGCUGCUGUACAGGAUCAAGGACUUCGCUUUGCUGGGCGACCAGUACAUGGAUGCCUCGGACGGCAGUUUGGUGUGCCUGGCCACCCAGACUUCGGUGGAGCGCCUCAAUUCGCUGCCCCAGGUGGCUGCCAACUGGCAGGGUAAGAUGUCCGUGGCCGUUUUUGCCGCCGGUCAAGAGGAGUUCGUUAUCCUGCAAUACUUCGUCACCUACAUGCGCCUGUGCUUCGCCAACAUACGCGAGAAUGCCACCUUUCACCUGCUCACGCCCAAGGACUUCGACAAGUUGCCACGCGUGGUGGCUUUGCCCUUGAACAUGAAGGGCAAAUUCGACUGCCAGUACCCGGAUAGAACGCUCAAGUCCCUGCUUAAAUUUCGCUCGCUGAAAACGCUGCAGUGGCGGCAGAGGAACACCUAUCCGCAGAACCACAUGCGGAACCUCGCCCGCAAGGGCUGUCAGACGAAGUACGUCUUUCUCACCGACAUCGACAUUGUGCCCAGCACGAACAGUGUGCCCCAGCUGAACCACUUCUUCAGGACAGCCAAUUGCUCCAAGAGCUGUGCCUACGUAAUCCCCACAUUCGAAAUCGACGUAAGAGCCGCGUUUCCCCGCUCCAAGAAUGCUCUUAUCCGCUUGAUAAAGAAAGGACUCGCCAGGCCCUUUCACGAAAAGGUCUUUAUUUACAACCAAUAUGCGACUAACUUCUCCAAAUGGCUGUCCACGAACACAAAUGAGACUGAGGUAUCUGUCAGCCAUGUUGUAACGAACUUUGAGUUUCUGUACGAACCAUUCUACAUUGCUGUGGACAACGCACCAGCACAUGACGAACGAUUUCUGGGCUACGGGUUCACAAGAAACUCCCAAGUGUAUGAGAUGCAUAUAGCUGGCUACCAGUUCUACGUCCUUUCUCCCGUUUUCACCGGCCACUGGGGACUGCAAAGAAAGCAGGCGAGACCGGCUUGGCGAGAGCAACAGAACAAUGCGAAUCGCAGGAAGUUUGAUGUUUUCAAAAGCGAAAUAUUUGUGCGAUAUAAAAAUGAUCCACGCCUGCUGUUGAAAUCCAAAAAGAAUCAAAUCCUAGUUAAAUAAAUACUCCAUAGAUGAAAAGUAUUCAAAUAGCGUCUGCCUCUGGAGGAUGCUAGCCCCUACAGUUUUCCCCAAUUGUUUUUGAUAUCCAGUAAUGGGCAGUUUUUACAGGGCCUCUGUUGUGCUGAGAAGAGUUUAAUACACCAGGAAUCUGCAUGCUAAGUUUGACUGUUCUAGCUUUUACUUUUCGAGUAACUGCUAUAAAAAUACCCAAAUCAAUUCACUUACUCUAUGGGAAUUACAUGCGUUGCCAUGAGCUAGCGCUUAACAAUUCUUAGGCAGUUUCUUGAAUUUAAAACCCACCUUAGGAGCCACAAUUAUGCAUGCCCACAAAACGGCAAUCAUCCAAAAUGGUACAUAUAAGAACCAGCAUCUCAUUCUCGUAUUAUAACAGCUUAGAUGUUAAACUGUUUUAAGCCAAAAUGAACCGAAAUCUUGUAGUCUUGGUGCUUGCUUGCUUCGCUGUCAAUAUAGACGCAGAAUUUGAUGACGUCGAAAAUAUGGAAAUUCAAAACCACCCUGGAGACUUGAUAUCUAGCAAUCUAAAACGUUAUGGGCGCAAUCCAAGUCCACUUUCUGGUAAUAUUACAGUUCUGGAGGAUCUUACCGACAAACAUCGCAUGACUGUGGAUGCCCUAGAUCUUACAAGGGACGAGGUGGUGGACUUUCCGGGAGUGAGAAAUCGGACUAUCUGCGAUGCUAUCAAAACGUUCUAUGAUCCCUUCAUAAAAACCCAGGUUACCAAAGAAAACACCAAUUUGGACUUUAAGAAUGGAACGGUGUGCCCCUUUCCAAAAGGUAAUUACUGGGUCAAGGGCAUGGUGUUUGACGUUAAUAAGUUUGGGACAGGGAAAUGGUGGAGAAGAGGGAUAUACCAACUUAAUUUUACGGUCUUCCAUGAAGAUGGAACGCCAGGCGGCCGAAUUGAUUUAAAAGUUAAGCUUACAGAAAUAUAAUAAACUAAUCAAAUAAUUAUAAUCUGUGAAGGAAAAUAUUUAAACAGUGAUUUCAAUGUUAUGAAUAUAAGUGUAUUACAAAUAAUAAAUAUAAAAAAUGGUGGUGUUUACUGCAUCCUUAA